Messenger RNA from Rhinichthys klamathensis goyatoka, 3883 nucleotides. Its product is annotated as dedicator of cytokinesis protein 1-like. The record is from RefSeq and is a predicted model, not a curated record. The transcript is spliced from 28 exons. Bases 1 to 3075 code for a protein of 1024 amino acids. NCBI's taxonomy places the organism in Eukaryota, Metazoa, Chordata, Actinopteri, Cypriniformes, Leuciscidae. Gene Ontology annotation, molecular function: guanyl-nucleotide exchange factor activity; small GTPase binding. Gene Ontology annotation, cellular component: plasma membrane; cytoplasm. Gene Ontology annotation, biological process: small GTPase-mediated signal transduction; cell migration.
AUGAGUCCAGCCCUGAGCUCAAACGCAGAGGAAGAGACUCACCUCCAGCCUCGGAUCAGUGGUGGUGGUGAUGAUGAAGCUCCUCGUGUUGAGCAGAGUGAACCGCAGGACCGGACUGACCUUGAGGAAUCUCUGGAGCUGAAAAGACCCCAGUUUUACCACUUACUGUACGUUCUGCAGAACAACGUGCUUCUCAGUGUUUUCUCCUUAAGCUGUCUGUCUGUCUGUCUGUCUGUCUCCUUGCAGGGCAGUUUCGUAGCCUGUAUGACCGCCACUCUGCGGCAGAUGGACGACUAUCACUACGCCCACCUCAUCAGCACCUUUGGGAAGAUGCGCACAGACGUGGUGGAUUUCCUCAUGGAGACGUUUAUCAUGUUUAAGGAUCUCAUUGGAAAGAAUGUCUAUCCUGCUGACUGGGUCAUAAUGAACAUGAUGCAGAAUAAAGUCUUCCUGCGAGCCAUCAAUCAGUACGCCGCCGUUCUCAGCAAGAAGUUCCUCGAUCAAACCAACUUUGAGCUGCAGUUGUGGAAUAACUACUUCCACCUCGCUGUGGCAUUCCUUACCCAGGAGUCUUUGCAGCUUGAGAACUUUUCAAGUGAUAAACGGGCCAAGAUCUUCCACAAGUAUCAAGACAUGCGGCGACAGAUUGGCUUUGAGAUCCGAGACAUGUGGUACAACCUAGGUCCACACAAGAUCAAGUUUAUCCCUGAGAUGGUGGGUCCGAUCCUGGAGAUGACGCUGGUUCCGGAGAUCGAGCUGCGUAAAGCCACGAUUGCCAUCUUCUUUGACAUGAUGCAGUGCGAGUUUCACUUCAGACGCUGUUUCCAGAUGUUUGAGAACGAGAUCAUCACCAAGCUGGAUCACGAGGUGGAAGGAGGCCGAGGAGACGAACAGUACAAAAUCCUCUUCCAGAAGAUUCUGUUGGAGCACUGCAGGAAACACAAGUAUCUGGCUAAGUCUGGUGAAACCUUCGUGACUCUGGUGGUCCGUCUGUUGGAGAGACUUCUGGACUACAGGACCAUCAUGCACGACGAGAACAAGGAGAACCGCAUGAGCUGCACAGUAAAUGUGCUGAAUUUCUACAAGGAGAUCGAGAGAGAAGAGAUGUACAUCAGGUACCUGUAUAAGCUCUGUGACCUGCAUAAGGAGUGUGAUAACUACACAGAGGCCGGAUACACCCUACUGCUGCAUGCUAAACUCCUCAAGUGGUCUGAAGAGGCCUGUGCCGCCCACCUGACGCAGAGAGACGGAUACCACGCGAGCACUCAGGGUCAACUCAAAGACCAGCUGUACCAGGAGAUCAUCAAUUACUUCGACAAGGGAAAGAUGUGGGAGGAGGCCAUUAUCCUGGGGAAGGAGUUAGCCGAACAGUACGAGAACGAGAUGUUUGACUUUGAGCAGCUGAGCACUUUACUGAGGAAGCAGGCUCAGUUUUAUGAGAGCAUUGUGAAAGUGAUCAGACCAAAGCCAGACUACUUCGCUGUAGGUUAUUAUGGGCUGGGCUUCCCUUCAUUUCUCCGGAAUAAGAUGUUCAUCUAUCGGGGGAAGGAGUAUGAGCGGUGGGAGGAUUUCGAGGCGAGACUGCUGACUCAGUUCCCCAACGCUGAGAAGAUGAAGACCACCGCCCCUCCCAGCGAGGACAUCAGGAGCUCCUCAGGACAGUACAUUCAGUGUUUCACAGUGAAACCCAUCCUUGAACUACCACCCAAGUUUCAGAACAAACCCGUAUCAGAGCAGAUUGUGAGCUUUUACACCGUGAAUGAGGUCCAAAAGUUCCAGUAUUCGCGGCCGGUCCGGAAAGGAGAGAAAGAUCCCGACAAUGAGUUUUCAAACAUGUGGAUUGAAAGAACGACUUACGUAACCGCCUAUAAGCUGCCUGGCAUCCUGCGCUGGUUUGAAGUCGUGUCUGCCUCACCGGAGGAAAUCAGUCCCCUUGAAAAUGCUAUGGAGACCAUGCAACUGACCAAUGAGAAAAUCAGCAACAUGGUCCAGCGCCACCUUAACGACCCCAGCCUUCCCAUCAACCCCCUCUCUCUGCUCCUCAACGGCAUCGUGGACCCAGCUGUCAUGGGCGGCUUUACUAAUUAUGAGAAGGCCUUUUUCACUGAGAAAUACACCCAGGAACAUCUCAUUGACCAGGAGAAGAUUGAAAGGCUGAAGGAUUUGAUUGCCUGGCAGAUCCCGAACCUGGCUGAAGGAGUUCGUAUCCACGGCGAGAAGGUGACGGAGGCCCUACGACCGUUUCACGAGCGUUUGGAGGCAUGUUUCAAACAGCUCAAAGAGAAGGUGGAGAAACAGUACGGUGUCAGAACACUACCUCCCAUGUCAGACGAGCGGCGGGGCAGUCGGCCACGUUCAAUGGUUCGGUCAUUCACCAUGCCAUCGUCUCAGAGGCCACUGUCCGUCGCGUCUGUGACCUCCAUAUCAUCAGACAACUCACCCUCCAGACCGGGAUCAGACGGAUUUGCCUUGGAGCCUCUUUUACCAAAGAAGCAGCACUGUAAGUCCCAGGAUAAACUGGAUCGAGAUGAACCUGAGAAAGACAGGAAGGAGAAAAAGAAGGAGAAGAGGAACAGUAAACACCAGGAGCUGUUUGAUAAGGAACUGAAGGCCGCUGAUAUUCCCCUGCAGCCGAGUGAGGCGGUCAUACUGUCAGAGACCAUCAGUCCGUUGAGGCCCCAGAGGCCGAAGAGUCAGGUGAUCAACUUACUGGGUGAGAAAAGACUCUCUGUGUCCCCAGGAGCCCCUGCCAACCCGUCUGUGCCCAGCGUCCCGCCUCCCAUCACCCCCCGGGUCAAACUGCACUUCAGCUUACUGACUGGAUCCAAUCUAGAGCUGAAUGGGACGGGUUAUGGAGAUAAGGGGGAAACCCCGCCCCCACUUCCUGUCAAGAGCAGCAUGGGUGACUAUGGAAACCUGAUGGACAACUCAGACCUGGCCAGUCCGACCACACCCCCUCCACCACCGCCACACCCGCGGCACCUUCCGCCCCCCUUACCCAGCAAGACCCCUCCACCUCCACCUCCAAAGACCACGAGAAAGCAGACCUCCAUCGACUCGGGCAUCGUCCAGUAAGAGAAGACGGCAGUGACAUCCACAUCGGCCCUCUUCCAACGAUUUUACGUCAACAUCCCUGACAGUGUGGCAUGAUGAAUCGCUCACCUCAGCCCUUCUCAUAACGGCUGAUCAUUGUGUGUCCACUGCCGGAUCAGCGCUCCAAGCCGAGAUCUCAAAUCACUCCAGACAACAGCAAAUAUAGAUGCAGUGGAACUGGAGUCAGGGAAUUCUGGGGAUUUUUGGCAGAUGGUGCAUGUUUAGCUAAAACUAAAGAUGAAUUAUAGUUUAGGCAGGAACGUAGUCGGGAAGAUGCUUUUUAGGCAUAUUAUCAUCGAGACACAUGACCAGGUCAUAGUCAAAGAUUCCUCUUUCUCUCAUUUUUACAUAUUUUUAUCCUCACUAUAUACACAUUUAUGUACAGAGGUUUGUAUAUAUGAUUUUAUUUUAUUGCUUUUCUUGAAAGUACAUUUUAUGUUUGUUUUUUUAUAUGCAGUUUAUAUAAAUAAUUGGCAUUUUUAUCCAAAAAGGGUUGAUUUUCUAAAGAGAGGGACAGUAAAGGUAUUCUUACAUAUCUCUUUUAUUGAUUUUGAUGUUGUUCUUUCUCAUUUGGAGUGAAAACAACUAAAAGUCAUUGUACCAAUCAAGCGUAUAAACCACAUAAAAGCAACAGUGUGCAUAUCGAUAGCAUUGACUGCUCCAAAUCCACUACUGACUUCUGAAUAAACUUAAUGUAUGUAUUUGUAAAGUGGCUCUUGUUUGAUUCAUGCUAAUCCAGAGCAAUGUAGCCAUUCAAGACCCAAUAGAAAAUAAAGUAACAUUUCAUUUA